AGUUAAUAUGUUGAUUCUUGAUACUUUGUUUUUCGAAUGACGAAUGAAAUAUUUUUAUUUUAUAAUUUUCGUGUAAAUUAAAACAAAGGCAAAGAUACAUUUUUCAUCAGUCUAAUCUUUAUGUUUAUGGAUUUAAAUGUUCAUAGGUAAUUAUAAAUAAUCAAGAAAAAUGUCAUCAAUUGCACCUCAAGGUAUGAUAAAAUCGUUAGAAGUCGUUGCUGAAAUUUUUCAAGAAGAAAAUAUAAAAAUCUCUGUUAAAGAAUCUGUUAAAGGUGGUCUUAUAACAGGCAUUGCAGCUCUUGUUGGAGGAUUACUUGGUGGCAAGAGUGGUUUAAUAGCUGGUGGAGUAAUGGGUACUGUAGCUGCUUGUACAAUGACAAAAGAUUUUAAGUCUCUUCUACAAAUUAUACAUGAAAUGGACUAUGAAAAACAGAAAAAAUUAUUUGAUACCAUACAAAAUGUAGUAUCAUCAAUUGAUAUAAGUGAUGUAGUCAAAUUGGUGGUUUUACUAAGCACAAGUCAAUCAAUGAAACAAGCUGUCAUUCACGAAACUAUAAACUUUUUGCGCAAUGAAAUGAGUCUGGAAAUAAUUCGUAGUUAGUAUAAUUUUUUUUUAGUGUUAAAGCAAUAAAUAUAAAUAAUAUAUAAAUGUAUGUAUGUUCAUCUGUUUAUAAUGUAAAAUUAAUGAAAGUAUAAAAUAAA
Rhopalosiphum maidis (corn leaf aphid) is the source of this 702-nucleotide messenger RNA. Its product is annotated as protein C19orf12 homolog. Lineage: Eukaryota; Metazoa; Arthropoda; Insecta; Hemiptera; Aphididae. The transcript is spliced from 2 exons. The record is from RefSeq and is a predicted model, not a curated record. The coding region runs from base 170 to 601 and encodes 143 amino acids.